AUUUGUUUACAAAAUUUAAUAUGGUUAAUUUGCAAUUACAAGGCGACAGUUUAAAUUUGAUUAAAACAAAGUCCAUCUUAUCAGCGUGUCUUGCCAGUGUUAAACUAAUCAAGCAAAAUAUUGGACGGGGCCAAUUUUCUCAGUUCCCCAAUUUGUCACAGACAAGCUGCCAGGAAGACGACGUUUCAACUUACGUUCAACAUUUAAAUGCCUUCUAUUCAGAUUUUGAAUCUAGGUUUGAUGAUAUUUUGACUAUGGUAAUACCACCGUGGAUAACUAAUCCAUAUGGUGACAUAGAAGAAACGAAUGUAAUAAUACAAGAGGAACUGGCUGAACUAAGUACAAACGAAGAACUUAGGGUUCAGUUUGAAAACGGAUAUCAGCAAUUCUGGCUGCAAAACAACAUACCCGUUACUUAUCCCGUAUUAUGGAAUAUAGCGAGGAAAUUUUUAAUUUCCUUUCCAUCGUCAUACCUAGUGGAAAGGGGGUUCAGCGCUGUUACCAAUCUCCUAACGAAAAAAAGAAACAGACUGUACAUCAUUAGCCGAGGAGAUUUAAGACUAACCCUUACAAAAUUGACGCCAAAUGUUGAUAAUUUAUUAUUAAAGCAUCAGGUUCAUCCUUCUCACUAAAAAUAUUGACUUAU
Messenger RNA from Acanthoscelides obtectus, 646 nucleotides. Lineage: Eukaryota; Metazoa; Arthropoda; Insecta; Coleoptera; Chrysomelidae. The record is from the annotation of a GenBank genome assembly.